Molecule: messenger RNA, 387 nt
Organism: Leptosia nina
Lineage: Eukaryota; Metazoa; Arthropoda; Insecta; Lepidoptera; Pieridae
Source: the annotation of a GenBank genome assembly
AUGGAGGCGGCGCGUCGCAGGGGGAGCCAUCGAAUCGAUAUGGCGUCGCUAAGGUCCGCUGGUCGCUGCGAACGGUUCGGAGCGCUGCUGAGGCGGAUGCCCCGCGCGCCCCUCGACCCGCACUCUCCACACCUGCUGUGUAUUUAUAGCGGCACAGCCGGCGCUGGGGAUGCGGGCGUCGCCGAGUUUGCGACGCAAAUAUUUCGCGCGCCAAUUGACCUUUCGUCGGUCGAUGUGGCGACGACGGCGACGGGUGCGGUCGCCGUAGCUUCGCCAACACGAGCUAUAUAUAGACGGGCGACAACACCCGCCAGGGGCCGGCCGCGUAGGCAGUUUUCCUUUAUCACCCGCCCGGCAGCCUCUACCCUGGUUCACGGUGCCGCUUGA